AUGGAUGAUCAGGAUGGCAAUGAAGAGAACCUGGAUCAACAGUUUAUGCAACUGACGGCUGAACUGGCCCGACUGAGGGCAAGAGUUCACGUCUUGGAGAUUCAGGAGGAGACGAUCAGGCAAAAAAUUCAGAUAAGGGACACCAAAAACCGUCUACCGUUUGAUAUACUUGCCCUCAUCUUUACACAACUUGUCCAAAUCCAGAGGACGUCUAUGUCUCUUGGGCCAUUGAUGCGUGUAUCUCGUUUAUGGUAUCACGUUUGCGCAGAUAAUCCAUCAUUAUGGACCGUAAUCGGCAUUCAUGCUCCGUUCAGGAGUAAGAACUUGGACAAGUAUAAGCUCUUCUUCCACGCAUGCGUCCGACAGAGUGGCGCCCUCCCUCUAGACAUCAUCUUCACUGCAACGCAUAUGGAUACUGCCUCAGAGGAAUGCUGGGAAAUGCAACAUGCAAUGGACGCGCUUGACCCCGACUACAACACCAGCCCGACGCGGAUAUGCUCACAUGAGCGACCGAGAUGUCCUUUCUGGAGAAGUCAAGCCAGGACAGCUGUCGCUGUCAUGGACUUUUUGCAUCAGCAGCCACGAGCUCGCUGGCGAAGCUUCCAUUUUGACUGGCCACACCGCACGCUGCUUGAAGUCAUGCGUAGUUCUCACUUCAACUGGUCCCUCUUGGAUAUGCUCAUUGACGGGUGCUUUGGGCUGGAAAGUCUGUUCAUUGGAAACGGUGGACAUGACUUUGUGGGUACGACCCGAUUGGCUCCGUCUUUGAUCAGUCUACGGUGUAUCGAGCUCGUGGAGCAGUGCUGGGAACCCGCUAUAUCCAACCUGGACGACCUGCCGAGCGUCAAGGAACUCUCUCUCGAGUGGAAAGAUGAGGGGGAUUGGGUGUCGAUCGGAAUGCGCCGCCUUGGGGACGACUGGAUAGCCCGGUUUCCGAACCUCGAGACCUUGACUCUUCGAUCACGCAAAACAAUUAGCUAUCCAAUGGUGUGGGACGUUUUUCUGACACUGUCCGCUCCUGUGCAGGCCCUAAACAUCAAGCAGCUUACGCUCGUUGGUCGCAUACCUUUGAGGGUUCUACAGACCUUUGAAGCCCCUCAUCUCCAAACGCUCGUCAUCGCUGCCAACGAAAUGCGCUGGACAUCCGCUCCUGCUGUCUUCCGCAACAAAGUAGGAACGAAUGCAACGUGCCUUGAGCUGUUGAAUCUACCAUCCCACGUCCUGGCGCCCUGGAGCGAUCUCCAUCAGCUUGUAGAGGCCAUGGAAAAUCUGGAGGAGGUGAAAAUCUCCCAGGCUUUAUUCUCGAAUAUGGUGGCGAUGUGCUCCGAAUGCGGUCAAAAUAUCACUUUAGUAGAGGACACAAUUGAACAUCGUGGAACGGAGGAGAUCUUCGUGUGUAGGAACUCUUUGAAUGACAUUCGCGAGCUCCUCCAACAACUCAUGUGA
Serendipita indica DSM 11827 is the source of this 1446-nucleotide messenger RNA. The record is from the annotation of a GenBank genome assembly. NCBI's taxonomy places the organism in Eukaryota, Fungi, Basidiomycota, Agaricomycetes, Sebacinales, Serendipitaceae.